GCUCCUGCCAGACACACACACACACACACAGGGAGAGAGAGACAGCAAGAAAGAGAGAGGGAGUGGGGUCUGUGAAUGGACCAGGAGGAAGAAGGGUUCAAGCUGGUUACCUAAGCGGAAAACAACAGACUUUUCCACUGGAGGCUUAACUCCUCACACACACACUAUGGGCAUCCCGUCUGUGAUGAUAUUACCCCUGCUGGUGGUGGUAUUCGCUGGAAUCUACUACCUGUACAAUGAGAUCAUCCAGUUCAUGUCCAAGUCCAUAGUGCGGAACAAAGUGGUGGUGAUCACGGAUGCUGUGUCUGGAAUGGGCAGUGAGUGUGCCAGGAUGCUUCAUGAGGGUGGUGCCCGGUUGGUGCUGUGUGGACCAAGCUGGGAUAAGCUGGAGUCUCUGUAUGACUCACUGUGCAGUGGAGCAGACCCCAGUAAAACCUUCACACCCAAGCUGGUGCUGCUGGACUUCAGUGAUAUAGACAGCAUGGCGGAAGUGAUCACAGAGAUCGGGGAGUGCUACGGCUGUGUGGACGUCCUGAUAUUCAACAGCAGUAUGAAGGUCAAAGCCCCCGUACAGAACCUCUCCCUGGAGAUGGACAAAACCGUCAUGGACGUCAACUUCUUUGGGCCCAUCAGUUUGGCAAAGGGCAUCCUGCCAUUAAUGAUUUCUCGGAGAACCGGUCACUUUGUACUCGUCAACAGCAUCCAAGGAAGACUGGCUGUCCCAUACCGCAGUUCUUACGCUCCCUCCAAGCAUGCAGUGCAAGCUUUUUUCGACUGUCUGAGAGCAGAGGUGGAGGAGUACGGCAUCUCUGUCAGCACAAUCAGCCACACCUUCAUUAACGCCACCGCCCAGAACCCCGCCCCCUCCAACUCCCAGCCCAAAAACGCCCUGUGGGCAUACAUUUUAAGGACUGUAACGACUCACGGUGUGAACCCCAAAGACCUGGCUGGAGAGAUUGUGAAGGUGGUGAAUGGAAAGAGAAGAGAGGUGCUUCUAGCUCACCCCAUUCCCUGGACCGCCCUCUACAUCCGCUCACUGCUGCCCAGUUUCUUCUUCGCUGUGGUGGCGGCGGGGGUGAGGGACGGACCCUUGGCUGAGCAGCUGAAGUAGAUCAACAUGACAGAAGAAAGUAAACGGCAGAAAGAUAUACUGUAUGUGCAUGACCGUGCUUAUUAUUUAACAUGUUUACAGUUCUAAGUCUUUACAAAAUACAGCUAUGGAAAAAAUAAGAGACCCAACUAAAAAUUACGAGUUUUGUUUAUUUUACCAAAUUGAAAACCUCUGGAAUAUAAUCAAAAGAAAGAUGGAUGAUCACAAACCGUCAAACCAAGCUGAACUGCUUGACUUUUUGCACCAGGAGUGGCAAAAAGUCAUCCAAAAGCAGUGUGUAAGACUGGUGGAGGAGAACAUGCCAAGAUGCAUGAAAACUGUGAUUAAAAACCAGGGUUAUUCCACCAAAUAUUGAUUUCUGAACUCUUAAAACUUUAUGAAUAUGAACUUGUUUUCUUUUAAAGCUCUGCAUCUUUUUUGUUAUUUCAGCCUUUUCUCAUUUUCUGCAAAAAAAUGCUCUAAAUGACAAUAUUUAUAUUUUAAAUUUUGGAGAAAUCUUGUUCGUAGUUUAUAGAAAAAAGCAACAAUCUUCAUUUUACUCAAAUGUAUACCUAUAAAUAGCAAAUCAGAGAAAAUGAUUCAGUACCAGAAGUGGUCUCCUAUUUUUUUCCAGAUCUGUAUAUAUGAGAAGGAGUCUCAUAUUGCAAUCUGAAGGUUUUACGGUUACUAAAGCUCAACAAAGUGUACUGUAAUAAAAAUUAUAUAUUAGAUUUAUUAUGUUUUGAAUGUUUAAUUUAAAAAAAAGGUGUAAAAUAGAUGGUGGCAGUUCAUAAAUGUUUAUAGAUGUUCAUAGUAGCAUUUCCAAAGCAGAAACUAUUGGGAAAUAUAGCGUUCCUCUGGGUUCUACCAUAUGGCCUAUGGAACUGAUAAAAAUAAUUUACAGUUAUUUACAGUAUAAGUGAAGCACUAAAGUAUGGGCUUGCAUAACAUACUGUAUGUUAACGCAUGUUCUAUUGCUCCCAUUGCUGCUGCACUUGCAUUGGUAUUUGACAUUUUUCCUAAUAUUGUUCCAGGGUUUUAAUAGACACUAUGCAGUUGCGACACACCCUUCAAGUUUUGCUGUUUUUUUGUUUUGCUUUGAUGAGGUGCCUUUAUUACCAUGACACCACUGUACUGUACUGUAUUAUUAGCCCAAAUAAACACACACACACACACACACACACACACACACACACACACACACACACACACAAAAAUUUGCCCCAGUAGCUGACAUGGGGCCAGUCAGCUGAUGUGUCUUGUGCAGGGUGCUUUUCCCUCAGCCCCUUUCUCCUCCCCUGUAUAUCCUGCAGAUGGAGCUAGUGGACCUUUAUUCAGUGGCACUGUUGAAAGCAGACCACUGCCACAUGCAUUGCUCAGCUCCCAAAAUGUAAACAGAAUAUGAUUUAUUAUGUACUGUUGAUUUGUGUGAUUAAUGUUGUAUUCUUCUUUCACACAAUAAAAUAAACCCAUAUGGCUAA
Molecule: messenger RNA, 2571 nt
Organism: Astyanax mexicanus (Mexican tetra)
Lineage: Eukaryota; Metazoa; Chordata; Actinopteri; Characiformes; Acestrorhamphidae
Gene: dhrs7cb
Product: dehydrogenase/reductase (SDR family) member 7Cb
Exons: 7
Coding region: 167-1111 (314 amino acids)
Biological process (GO): regulation of release of sequestered calcium ion into cytosol by sarcoplasmic reticulum
Cellular component (GO): sarcoplasmic reticulum membrane
Molecular function (GO): all-trans-retinol dehydrogenase (NAD+) activity
Source: RefSeq, a predicted model, not a curated record